This is a messenger RNA of Colletes gigas, 1798 nucleotides long. Its product is annotated as CDK5 regulatory subunit-associated protein 3. The transcript has 9 exons. NCBI's taxonomy places the organism in Eukaryota, Metazoa, Arthropoda, Insecta, Hymenoptera, Colletidae. The record is from RefSeq and is a predicted model, not a curated record. Bases 141 to 1730 code for a protein of 529 amino acids. Gene Ontology annotation, cellular component: endomembrane system. Gene Ontology annotation, biological process: regulation of mitotic cell cycle; regulation of cyclin-dependent protein serine/threonine kinase activity.
CUAAUCGUUGCAACCACUUCAAAAUACUGAACUAUACUCGAAAUAAACGACAAGUAUAAAUAAAAAGUAACAGCUGUUACAACCUACAAGGAAAGAGACGCAGGAAAAAUUAGAAUAAAAUAUUACGAACGUUUCGUAUUAUGGAGGAGCAAAAUAUUCCAAUUGAUAUAAAUACUGGAAAGUUAUUAGAAUGGUUGAUUAGCAGACGGCAUUGUAAUAAGGAUUGGCAUACAAAAAUCUUACUUAUUAGAGAAAAAAUUAACAACGCUAUACAAGAUAUGCCUGCACACGAUGAAAUUGCAAAACUGUUAUCCGGUGCUUAUAUAAAUUACUUUCACUGUUUAAAAAUAAUAGAAAUUUUGAAGGAAACUGAAGCAGAUACAAAAAAUAUGUUUGGGAGGUAUGGAUCACAGAGGAUGAAAGACUGGCAGGAAAUAGUACAUGCAUAUGAGAAGGAUAAUUUAUAUCUUGCAGAGGUUGCACAAAUACUUAUAAGAAAUGUUAAUUAUGAAGUUCCAAGUACUAAGAAGCAAAUUCAAAAAUUGGAGCAAAUACAAACUGACUUGGAAAAGAAAGAAGCAGAAUAUAAAGAAUCAGAAAAUACAGCCAGAUCAGACUUCAAUACAUUCUGUAAUCGAUUAGGUAUUUCUGGCAAUCAAAUUAUGCAAGAGCUAUCUGAGAGAGUAAAAGUACUUCCAGAAAUUUAUGAACAGAUUGCGAAAAAAACGAAAUUAUUAGAAAAAGGUGUAGAGUUUUAUCGCGAUUUUUUAAAUUACACUUUGAGUAUGGGGAGUGAUGGUUGUGUUCCCAUGAUAAAAUAUGUAAUUGACAAUGGAAACACCACCACAUAUGAAUGGGUUUAUGGAGUAGCCCCAUUAUCAAUUAACGAGCCACCUUUAAAUAUAUGUUUUUACGACGCUGAUAUAGAGAAGAGGAGAAAGGAAUAUGUUGAUAAUCUUAAAACUGUUUACGGCGAUACUGACUUAAACGGAGAUAAUAUAGCUUUGGACAAUAACGUUCAUUUAGAGGUCGGAGGUGAAAUUGAUUGGGAUGAUGGAAAUGUAGAAGUUGUACCCGAAAAUAUAGAUUGGGGUGAUGAAAAUAUAGAGGAAGUAGUACCUGAAAAUAUAGAUUAUAAUAUUUCUUUGGAAGAAUCUGGUAUAGUCGUAGAAGCAGCUGGUCACGAUGGCGGAAUUGCGAACGACACAGAAGCGUACACAAUCCUUGAUAAUCCAUCUACCAGAACCGAUUUUAUCGAUCAAUUGUACGAGUUAGAAGCAUUCUUUACAUUUCGUUUACGCGAGUUGAAAAGCGACGAUAGUGUUAAUUUUUUAAGCUUCAACAAUCAGCUGCAGUUAUCAUCUUCUGUUUUACAACAUUCUACGUUAGAGAGCACACAAGAUAUGUUAAACAACGUUAAAAUUAUUUUAUCUGAAAUUUUGGAUACUAAGGUCCAAUUAUUACACCACAUUAAACAUUCGAAGAGACACGUAAUCGGUAUAGUUAACUCGAUAAAAGAAAAUUUAUGCUUAAUUGACAAAAUGGUAGUUUUGCAAAAGACUGUGAGACAAAAAAGGGAAAAAACUGCAGAAGAAGCAGAUGCUCUUCGUCCUCUUCUGCAGCUUGUUAUCCAAAGGACAAAGGAAUUGCAAGCAGAGAUAGAACAAGAUAUUUCGAAAAAAUAUAAAAACAGAAUUGUACAUUUAACGGGAGGUAUAAGUACUUUGUAAAUAGUAGAAAUAAAAGAAUAGAAUGUGUAUAAUGGAAAUAUGAUUCUACUAUGUGGAAAGGCGCGAAU